AUGAGUUUAUCUUCGUACUUCAAGCGCCAAUCACGUGUUCUUCGCAACAGCACCAUCUCUGCCUUUGGGCUUACGAGCAUUCUUGAAGAGGAUACCGAGUCGAUUAAAACGAGCGUCAAAGCCAAACGGCGGCAUGGCGUCUCUGACUUGCGCAUUCCCUCUCUCGCCGACUUCCAAGCCGAACUGCCUGCCCUCAACUCCUCUGACGAUGAAUCAUCCGAUGGAGGGCUCCCUACCACGCCCACCUCGAGCCAAGAGAGUUUUACUGGCCAGGCAGUCAUCCGCUGCAAAAGCAUCAAGCCAUUGACUGUGUCGAAACGCAGUGUUUCCCCAGUCCCAACCCUUUCUUCAGAAGAAGAAGAUGACGUUUAUUACGCUGCUCACGCCAGAGGUUAUAUCACUCUUCGUCGGUCAUCUUCAUUGACCACCCAGGCAAUGCAUCGCGAGAGCGCUGUCAUCAUGCCUGUCAGCCGCCGAUUCAGCAUUCCGUCUCGUCCCCCUCCCCCACCACCUAUUGACACCUCUGUUCCAAACUUCUCGCGUCCUACUGCUGUCCUCGCUGACCGACCUCCACCCCGAACCCCAGUCCCGACUGAUGCUUGGAGCGGAGAUUACACCGAUGCAACCUCUUUCACUGCUUCCCCUUCGAUUUCGAGCUCAGGCUCCUCGUCGCCAUUCUCGUUUUCUGCCGCGUCCACUUCCCCUUCUACCAGUCUGGAUGCUCUCCUCUCUCCACCACAGCCUCAGUUUCCUGUUGAGUCUCAGAGCAUUCCUAUGGAUGCUGACGACUGGGAGGAGUGUGCAUUUGAUGAAGAUGAUGUCUUUCAUGAUAUUCCGUUGUCUCCUUCCCCUUCACCGCUGUCGCUUGGUGCCCCCGCUAUUGAGUCGAUCUGCGUACCAGAGCCAAAAUCAGCGGGCUCUCCUUCAUUCUCCGAAUAUACUCCGUCGCCUCGGCCACGACUCUCUUCGCAUUCCCAACAACUCCGUUCUCGCUGGUCUUCUUCGACACUCUCCUCUGUCCACUCUGGUCGUGGAGCAACAUCACCAAAAACCUUUGCUUUCGCCAGACGCUACCUCCGUGUCAAAACUCCUACUCUCAAUCUCCGGAGCCCUUCAACUCCAUCACCUAAACCUUCACCAAAGCGCCGCUCUGGCAAAAAGAGGCUUACUGCUAAGGAUGUUGUUGUUAUGCAUCCCCAACAACGAUCCGGACUCGAGUCGCCGCCUCCCCCCAGUACCGCCCAAACCGACGGUUAUCCCUCCUCUCCCUAA
Molecule: messenger RNA, 1272 nt
Organism: Mycena indigotica
Lineage: Eukaryota; Fungi; Basidiomycota; Agaricomycetes; Agaricales; Mycenaceae
Exons: 3
Coding region: 1-1272 (423 amino acids)
Source: RefSeq, a predicted model, not a curated record